AUGCCCCAACUGGCUGUUGAUUGGAAGUCUCAUCACUCGCCCACUGCCUCUCGGAACCAAGGCCUGACCAACCUCAACAACCAAUUUGACCAAAUCGAGAAGGAGUCCGAGGAGGGCUUGGAGGCCUCCAACGUCACCGCCACGCCCAGCCAGCAGGUGCGGGCCGACUUUGAGGAGAUCAUGGACGACUUCCUCGGCCGCUUUGAGGUCCUUGGCGGCAAGAUGAAGCCUGUCAUGGCUAGCAACUCCCCCCUCGAUAAGCUUGACACCCUCCGCUCCGAGCUCCUUGGCCCCGCCGCACAGCCUGACUGCCACCUCAAACGCCGCGCCGUCAAGGAGCAGAUCCUCGCCAAACUCAAGGCCGACCAACGUGCCCACAACUCCCGGCUCGCAUUGCCCUCCCAGGCUGCCAUCAGGGAAUGA
Puccinia triticina is the source of this 423-nucleotide messenger RNA. RefSeq lists its product as uncharacterized. Bases 1 to 423 code for a protein of 140 amino acids. The record is from RefSeq and is a predicted model, not a curated record. The transcript is spliced from 3 exons. NCBI's taxonomy places the organism in Eukaryota, Fungi, Basidiomycota, Pucciniomycetes, Pucciniales, Pucciniaceae.